Messenger RNA from Carassius gibelio (silver crucian carp), 2306 nucleotides. Its product is annotated as interleukin-13 receptor subunit alpha-2. Gene Ontology annotation, cellular component: external side of plasma membrane. The transcript is spliced from 10 exons. Gene Ontology annotation, molecular function: cytokine receptor activity; protein binding. Lineage: Eukaryota; Metazoa; Chordata; Actinopteri; Cypriniformes; Cyprinidae. The record is from RefSeq and is a predicted model, not a curated record. Gene Ontology annotation, biological process: cytokine-mediated signaling pathway. The coding region runs from base 185 to 1417 and encodes 410 amino acids.
GGUAGGCAGUGAAUUAUGCUGAAGUAUGCAGUGAGUCACAUAAGAGGGUGCUGCUGUAUCCAACAAAAUCUGAGAACACUGAGAAGUUCAUUCAGACCAUCCUGAGGCACCUAUAUGGGCUCAUCCUAUCAAGAUCUUUCUAUUACAGAGCAGUGACAAUCCUGAUAAUUACCUUCAGAAGAACAUGUUGCUGCUGAAUAAGUUUCCUGCAUGGCUCUGUGCAUUCACUCUGGUUUUGCUGACUCAAGAUCCAGUCUCUACAUCAGAGGUCACGGCCUGCGGGGUGGCAGUGGAUCCACCUGCUAAUAUUGAGAUAACGGACCCUGGCCUCCUGGGUUACCUCAGUAUCCACUGGACUCGGCCAGCCAGCCUCCAGAACCUUUCAGGAUGCACAGUACGAUACCAGCUCAGAUACUAUGACACCUACGAGGAACGAUGGAGGAGUGUCCGAACUGUCAAGCUGACUUACGCUGCUCAGUUUGACCUUGAGAAACCAGUCAAGGUGAAAAUCCUCACUGUGCUGAAGUGUGCCUGCACCAAUGAGACAGAAGUCCAAGGGCAGGAGAGAGAGUGGGUGCACGCACCUGAACCUACAGGUGUGGCAGGAUCAAGAAUAAGAGAUUUCCAAUGUGUCUACUAUGGUAAGGAGUACAUGGAAUGCACCUGGAAGCCAGGACCUGUCCAGCCUCCGAACUCACAGCAUUACCUCUAUUACUGGCACAGGGAAAUGGAUGAAACAAAGGAGUGUCCAGAAUACAUCGUAUUACCCGAGGGUCGUAGGGGAUGCAGGUUUCCUCGAGAAUUGCUCUUGGAGUUCUCCAAGUUUAAUUUAUGUGUAAAUGGAUCCUCUCCAGCAGGAAGUUUGAGAACGGCCUACUUUUCUAUUGAGGUCCAAAACCAUGUAAAACCAGCAGUGGUCUCCACUAUGGAUGUGUCGGAGACUGAUGGAGGUUUGAAGUUAGAUUGGUCACCUCCUAGUGGUCAGGUGCCAGAACACUGCUUGGAAUAUGAGGUGGAAAGCAGCACUGCGAUGGAAAAUGGCGAAGAGAAGCAGGAAAGAGUGGUUAUUCAGAAUUUAGCGGACACAUCGUAUGGCCUUCUGAGAGGGGUAGAAAGUCAGACAACUUGCUUCCGAAUCAGAUCAAAGGUGAACAUGUACUGCGCUGAUGGAGGAAUUUGGAGUGACUGGAGCCAAAAAAAGUGUACAGAAGAUAAGGAAACUCAAUACAUCCCACCAUGGAAAUAUCUCACUCUGGUGGGCCUGGUGGUCAUUGGCAUUGGCAUCCUCUGUCUUUCAUUGUGGAUAUUACAGAAGAUCUGCAUAAAAAAAAUCAUCAAAAAGGAUGCCCUCUAUACAUUAUACAAGGAAAAGGUCAACAAGACCAUGCCCACUAUCCUCAGCCCUAUUUUCAAGUGAUGCUCCCUAUGACCUGCUACGCUGAACUACUGUUUUAGCAGUCUUAAACUACAGUAAAAGCACUCUACUUGGAGAAAAACAAACCUGAGAACACCCUUAGUGCAUUUAAAGUGAUAGCUGAUAGAACCAGUAAUCUUGUGAAAUAGAUAUGUAUGGCUGGGUGAUAUAUCUAAUGAUAUGAUCAUGCACAUUUAAUCAGUAAAUCUGGUUCUGUGAUUAGUGCUUAAUUGCCAUCACCUGCUUUUAAAUGGAUCGGCACUUAAUAGACAGAGCCGUAGAUCACUGACAAGCUACGCAAUAUCAUGUUCAUUAUCGAACACGAUUAAUCUGCGAUAAUGAACGUGAUAUUGUGUAGCUUGUCAGUGAUCUAUGGCUGUGUCUAUUAAGUGCCGCUCCAUUUAAAAGCAGGUGAUGGCAAUUUAGCACUAAUCACAGAACCAGAUUUACUGAUUAAAUGUGCAUGAUCAUAUCAUUAGAUAUAUCGCCCAGCCCUAGCGGAGACCUAAAUGAACCACGGCACUGACCUGAAUGUAUGAACUACUUUGUUUACCAAGCCACUGUACUACUAUGUGAUGUGUUUACACACACAUAUAAUGUGUUUCACUUAAAGUUACUCAUAGAUAUUUUUUUUUUAAAUGCCAAUGAUUUUUCAAAUGCCAGUGAUCUUGCCAAUUUAAUCAAUGGGUUUUCAAAUGCCAGUGAUCUUGUCACAUUUAUUUUUCUAUCAGCUUUUUUGCUGUUUCACUUGGAUGUAUGACUUUCAGUAUUUGAGUUUGUUUUACUGCUGAUUACAUAAUGAAGAAAUCAGAAGUAAAGAGCAUUCAUACACUUUGGGAAAAAAAGUGCUAACUUUUAAAUACACUAAUAAAAUACAUUUUUCUUGAAUUUA